Molecule: messenger RNA, 942 nt
Organism: Bufo gargarizans (Asiatic toad)
Lineage: Eukaryota; Metazoa; Chordata; Amphibia; Anura; Bufonidae
Gene: BTF3L4
Product: basic transcription factor 3 like 4
Exons: 6
Coding region: 106-582 (158 amino acids)
Source: RefSeq, a predicted model, not a curated record
AGCCCCGCCCCCAGCGUGCGAGGCGACGUUACGUGCCGCCCAUCAUCCUUUAUCGCCAUCUUGAUUACCUCGUGUUGGAGCGGAGUUGGACGGUAAAGAUCCACUAUGAAUCAAGAAAAACUAGCAAAACUUCAGGCUCAGGUCCGGAUAGGUGGUAAGGGAACAGCCCGUAGAAAGAAGAAGGUUGUACACAGAACAGCAACGGCAGAUGAUAAGAAACUUCAGAGCUCACUCAAGAAACUGGCAGUAAAUAACAUUGCUGGUAUUGAAGAGGUUAAUAUGAUUAAAGAAGAAGGCACAGUUAUCCACUUCAACAACCCCAAGGUUCAAGCUUCCCUUUCUGCCAACACAUUUGCAAUCACUGGUCAUGCAGAAGUCAAGCCGAUCACAGAAAUGCUCCCAGGUAUCCUAAGUCAGCUGGGAGCAGACAGCCUCACAAGUCUCCGCAAGCUAGCCGAACAGUUCCCCCGCCAGGUAUUGGACAGUAAGGCGCCUAAACCAGAGGACAUAGAAGAGGAGGAGGAUGAUGUCCCUGAACUUGUAGAGAAUUUUGAUGAAGCAUCAAAAAAUGAAGCAAAUUGAAAUACUUAUUGCAAACUUUUGGAAGAUGACAUGGACUUGAUUUUUAACCAAGCAGAAAAAAACCCGAAAAUCAGCUGUGUGGUUCCAAAGUUUUACCAUGAAACAUCACGUGUUAAUAGUUCCAUAAUAUAAAUAUUUUGUAUUUUAACGAUGCUACUGCGGCAUUUUUCUUGCUGUUUAUUUUUGCGUUUUGCACUUUCCUCCAAGAUUUGCCCCUUUUUGGAGAGACUAAAAAAAAAAAAGAAAAAAAACGCAACAUUAUGUUCGCUCUGCGGUGCCAUUCGGUGAGCAGAAAGCUCUAGUAACACUUUAUUUCUUGUCCUCCGUCUCCCUUCAGUAGUAAUAAAACACUUACUUCAA